Strongylocentrotus purpuratus (purple sea urchin) is the source of this 4240-nucleotide messenger RNA. Its product is annotated as nuclear receptor coactivator 4. Gene Ontology annotation, biological process: intracellular iron ion homeostasis; response to hormone. The coding region runs from base 198 to 2027 and encodes 609 amino acids. Lineage: Eukaryota; Metazoa; Echinodermata; Echinoidea; Camarodonta; Strongylocentrotidae. Gene Ontology annotation, molecular function: transcription coactivator activity. The record is from RefSeq and is a predicted model, not a curated record. The transcript is spliced from 8 exons.
AUCGUAUUAUCACGAAAGGAAAUUCACCUGCACUGCACUGCGCAUGCGUCGACGUAACUGGUACCGGUACGGAUGUGGGGCUGAAAUACUGGACGUGCGUGGACUCGACUCGUAACUGGAAGUUACCGUUGCAUCCAUCAUCGGCCUGCGUUCCAGUUUGAGGGAUUCUGCUGCAACCUUGGUCUCAGCAUCACGGCAUGGACUUCUCUCAUCAGAAGACAGUUCUACACAACGUGGAGCUGAGGUUGGCCCGCAUCCGUGCAGCCCUGUCGGAACUCACUGAUAUUCAGACGGAGCUGCAGAAAAAUGCCACUGAGUCCAAGCACGACAUCCAGGCCAACUUCAGUCGCCAGCUAGAGAGCCUACGCACCCGAGAGGUUUACCUGCUCAAUCAGGUGGACACACUGCUUCAGGUCAAGCAAGAGCACCUUCAUCUUCAGGCAGACAGCUUGAAGAAGGAACUCGGAGCUCUCCAGGCACUGCAGGAGCACGCUAGGUCAGCCAGGAAAACCGUUGACUUGCAAGACAUCGAAGACAUCAUGAAGAGAUUCCAACAAUUCCAACUUGAGCCCGAAGAAAGUGGAUCCCUAGAGUUUGUGAGUGAUCCCAAACGCCUCAAGCAGUCCAUACUGUCCUAUGGAAGCAUCAACCCAAAGCGUUUCUGCCCUGCCAAGGAAGAUGUACAUGUCAAACCUGGACAGAUUAUGACCACCUUUGAGGAGUUCACUGAGGGUAAGGUUUGGCUGACACCAAAGGCUAGCUGUGGGACUAAAGAUGAUACUCCACGCACAGUCUUUCCCAUCUUCCAGGAGAAGCUGGAUGCAGCAGGCUGGCUGUCCAAAGAACAAGACCUUCCAGCCAUGGAGACGUGCCAGAGUGAAAAGAGCGAUGAUGAUGACCAAGACUCCUUCAUCAUGGUUCCUCAAGAAUCUGACCAGAGCCCACGUGCCAUCUUGUCCCACUUUGCCAGUAUCAUCAACUCACCGGACGUCCAGUGGAUCCGCAGCACCUCCAAGACCGACAGCGUUGGAGUGAGCCGCCACCAGCAGACCAAGCCUGCCUUCUACAGCCCAUCAGGAACCAAGGGUUGGUUGAAGAAGGAUCAAGCCCAAACUACCUGCCAUCCUAGUCAGGUACCAGCCAAGCCCAUUGAAAUAGAGGAUCUGGCAGAGAUGUCUUGUGUUCAAGAAACACCAUCUGGAGCUCCAGGUCCCUGUGGCCCCAAGACAAGCCCUAGACCACGUACCCAGCGCAACCAGAAGAACACAUGCUGUUCCUCCAAACAGACCCCAGCCAAGACCACUGAUGUCAACAUUGAUGAGGUGUGCAAGGGAAAUGAAAAGUGCAAGACCUUUGACGAGUGUCUCUGCGAUGACAACUGUGCAGACACCGCUAGGGGUGGCUUCAAGGGCGUGCCAGAGUCUUCCAAGAACCAAUGGCUCGCCAAGAAGCCAGCCGGAGAGGAGAACAUAGCCGUGGAGUCGAAGGAUGUCCAACAAACCAGACCAGAAGAAGAGUUACCCAAAGAAGACUUUGUCAAAGAAUGGCUCGCCUCAAAGACCACUCCUCAACAAGACUACGAGUCAGUGAUGCUCGCAGCCUUCCUGAAAUGGCAGCUAGAGGAGAAACCAGCUUGGUUGAAGAAGGAUUCUGCCCAACAGAAGUCAGACCAAACCUCUGUCAGCCAGUGGCUCUUCAAGAAAGCAGAAGGUCAAGCUGAGCCGAUGGUUGUCGACAACAAGAAUAGCUCUGAGGAUGCGCCCAUGAAGUCUGAGUGGUUGCUCCCAAGGUUAUCUGGUUUCGCCACUACUGCUUUCAAGGUACCCACACACGAUUCCACUUCCUGGCUCUUCAAGGGAAAGGAUGAUAGUGUGCCUCAAGAAUCCAAGAUGGAGACCAAGGAAGAUGACCUGCAGGAGAAGUGGCUCAUUAAACAAACCUCCGGAGGAUCUGCUCUUCCACCCAAAGCAGGUGGAUUCCCUUUCUUCAAUAUCCCCACAGGUAUCAACCAGUGGCUGAAGCAGUAGAACAAGAAAGAAAUUUUAUCCGAGUACUGGGGUAGAUGCAUCAGCUAUGUCCCGUACAUAAAUUCAUUAUACCCUUAUCCAUUUUGAACAGCUAUUUUCAAUGUAAUAGUCCAUGGCAUUGAAAUUGUCCAUGUAUGACAACCCCUCCACCACCCUUGUUAUUUCAUAGAUAAACAUAUGUGAUAUUGUUAGAAAAGGGCAAAAAUAAGAUUGAAUUUGAGUGCUUAUUGGCCUAAUGUUAUAGCUAUAUUGUUUGCUUGCAUAGAACGCUGCAUCCAUAUUGCACUAUGGGACCAUCGUUCCUUAUAAUCCUCUUAGUUGUAAUGUCACCCACUGUAUAAUUGUCCUGUUUACUACCCUGUAUCACUUUGUAGUUUUCAUUGUAUUGGGCUUAACUGCACUGAAAAGAUAUGGGAGAACACCACAUACUACUGGAAAAUCUGAAACAUUUGGGACAUUUUAACUUUUGCAAAUUGUUACGGACCGCCAUUUCAACAGCAAACAAAAUCUGCAGAACUGACCCUCUUGUGAAGUUCAUGAGCGUUUCAUACUCACUUGGCGUCCUGGAAGAAGGCUGUUACUGCCAUUGAAUGACAAUACAUCUUACAGCCUUCUUGCGUGGAGUUGGUAUGACAUGAUCUCAGCUUUAGUUAUUAUGACCACUGGGGAAAGCAAGUAAACAACCAAGGGGACUUAUAGCCUGACGUCCUAUCCAAGGGACCUUGUCAUCAAAGAUUGAUGCCUUGCCAGGUUUUUCAGUCUGGUUUUGAGCACAGGGCUUCACAUUUACAAGACCACUGUUCUACCACUUAGCUAUCAUGCCAUUUUUCAUUACAUUUAUGCUGCAUGCUUACUCGGUUUGUAAAGAUUUGUAACAGCCAUGUCAAUGCUAUUAGUGGUUAUUUACAUGAAUAGUUAUUCUCGAAGUGACACCUGCGUUACCUAUCACUGAAAUACUCUUCAUUGAAAAUUUACCUUAUUUUUAAAUUGAAGAAGAAGAAAGAGGAUGGAAAUCACAAUCUGUCAGUUUUAUAAGUGAUUUAUAGAAUUCAAAACACAUGAUGUAUGCUGUCAAGAAGUGACUUUUUAUUGUGAUUUGUAGAAUUAUAGUUUUUUGAGGCCGCAGUAAAUUUUCAGAUUUCUGUCUGAUCAUUUUAUUGCCGUGUUCAUUUUUUAAAGUUAAUUUAUCGAUAUAACCUUUUAACAAAGUAACAUAACAACGUUUACUUUGUAUCGAAACUAUCGAUGCUAAAAAUAAGAUACUAAUAGAUUUGACAAAUUUUAUAUUGAGGAGAAAUGUUAAUGAUGUAUUUAACUACAAUAAUGAAUUCUAAUCUAUUCUGAUUUCCGUAGAAUAGUUAAAAUGAAUUAAUAUGUUGGCAGUUUGUGUUAAUUGUGAUUGUGUGUCAUCUCAUAUUUGAGCUAUGAAAUGAAAUGGUGUAAGACCCAUGUGUGAUCAAUGUUUUUGUUGGUGUUUAUUUAAAGCCAGAAUAUUUUUAUCUUCUGAUCAAAGCAUAUUGCAGGUACUGGUACUUCAUGUGCCCUCAGAAUAAAAAAAAAUUAAAAAAAGAUAUGUAUAUCAUAAAUAUUUUUAGUGUCACAAUUAUGACAAGAUGCUGUGCAUUUGUCAUAAACAUCUAGAUAUUUUAAUUGAUUUGGUAAGAAUUGUCAAAUAUUAGAUUCAUUUUCCAUUGCUAUUGUAUCCUAGGUCCAUGGUUUUUCAUUAAGUUUAUCACAACACGGAAAAUAGUCAGUAAUCCUUCAUAUAUCACCAUUCCUAUGUUAUUGCAUCAUCAUCUUCGUAAUAACCCAGCAAAAAUAUCUAUUUUGCCGAAGAAGUCAAGCUAGAUACAAUUACACCUUAUUGGGCUUUGCUUUUUUGUCAUUAAUUUCAAGCUUUAUCUUAUUAAAGUGCUCUUUAUCUUUAUAUUUUCAAUUUUUGUUUGGUAUGAAGUGAUUUCAUUGGUCAUAACAACAUUUUUUUUAACAAACGUUUAUUUCUUUUUCAGUAAUAUAUUUGGAACACUUUACCUUUAUUGAUAGAGAGCUUCUUUGGUUCUGUAACCUCGAAAGAAUGCAAUAAUAUAUAUUAUUUUAAAAAAUAGACCAUAGUCAUAUGUAGCUUAAACUCUAGUAUAAAUGUUAUCAUUGAGCUGCAAAACUUUAAAAAACAAAAUUGAAGUGCGAAUAAAGGUGUUUCAUUUCAUACCAAA